GUGUACCUCCUCGAAACCGAGCACUAUUCUGGAGCAGCACUGAAAGAAAGAAGAGGAAGUUAAGGAGAGAAAAGAAAAGAAUAGUAAGAAAAAGCAGGACGUCGUAAGGGAUACAGUGGGGCUUGUGAGAGAGAGAGAGAGAGGAUCUGUGAAAUCUAUCCCUUUUCACUUACAUAUAGAGAACUAUCCCUUUUCACUUACAUAUAGAGAAGAAAGAGAAUCUGUGCAUCUUCAUGGGCAGGAAGAAGCCGGCUGGGGCCCGGGACGAGGAAAUCCCUAUCUCUACCACUGCUCAGGGUGGGAAUAAAUCGAAGAAGAAAGGGCAUGCCAUCGAUGACGAUGAAUACUCUAUUGGGACGGAGCUGUCUGAGGAUCCGCCCAACUCUGAAAAACAAGACUUUGAUGAUAAUGAUCUCCCUUCCCUUUAUGGGAAGAAAAAGGGCAAGAAAGGCGGUGCUAAGGCACGGCUUGUUGAUGAAGACCAAGAAAAGAAGCCCAACUUGGAAGCAGAAGAGGACGAUCCCCCUCCCGUAGUUUUCUCCGGUAAGAAGAAGUCAAAAUCCAAGAAAAGCAAUAGCAGUCUCUUCACUGCGUCUCCUUUUGAUGCCCUCGAAGAGGACGAUGAUGCUUCUCAACCUGAGGAUCCGCCUGAGGCUGACGAUGAAGAAGAUAGCAAUGACGUCCCUGUGAUUGCCUUCUCAGGUAAGAAGAAGCCGUCCAAAUCUUCCAACAAGGGCGGCAGCUUGUUUAAUGCUUCUAGUUUUGAUGCCAGUCUCGAUGAUGAAGAUAGUGCUAAUAUCGCCCCAGCCACAGAGCAAGGGUCUUCUGGUAAUGAUGUUAAUGAAGAAGAUGAUGUCCCUGAGAUUUCGAUUGCCUUCUCUGGUAAGAAGAAACCAUCAAAAUCUUCCAAGAAGGUGGGCAAUAGCUUGACCUUUUUGGAUUCAGUGGGGCUUGAUGAUGAGGAUGCCAUUGAAACUGCCACUGGCACUUCUGGUAAAAUAGAGGAUGGAGAUGACGAGAACGAUGAUGCCCAAGCUGCAAUUUCUUUCUCUGGAAAGAAGAAGUCUUCUAAGUCUAAGUCCUCCAAGAAGAGCAAUAGCUUGUCUAACACAUUCAAUUACAAUGCCGUUCUUGGCGAACAAGUCAAUGAACACGAACAGCCUUCUGUGAGAGGAGGUGGUAGUAAUGAGGCGGGUGGGAAGGAUGGUGUUGAUGCUAAAACUAAUAACAAAGGAAGUGAGAACAUGGCGGACACUUCUAAGAAGCAAAAGAAGAAUAAGAAGAAGAGUGGGAGGACAGCCCAAGAGGAGGAUGACCUUGACAAAAUCCUCGCUGAGCUUGGUGAAGGCCCUCCUUUGACGAAGCCUGCCCCUCCUCCAGAGGAGAAAGUACAGGUUAAGCCUGACCCCGUUAGCUCCGUUGAUGCUACAAUUGAGGAGAAAGAUGGUGAAGCAGAAGGUGGUGAGUCCGUGGCUGCAAAGAAAAAGAAGAAGAAGAAGGAGAAGGAGAAGGAGAAGAAGGCAGCCGCUGCAGCAGCAGUGGAGGUGAAGGUGAAGGAAGAGAAACAUGAAGAGACAAAGAGCAAGGUUUCUGACAAGAAGGUCCCCAAGCAUGUCAGGGAAAUGCAGGAGGCGCUUGCGAGGCGUAAGGAAGCUGAGGAGAGGAAGAAGAGAGAGGAAGAGGAGAGGUUGAGGAAGGAAGAGGAGGAGCGUCGCAGGCUAGAGGAGAUUGAGAGGCUUGCAGAGGAGGCAAAGCGCAGGAAAAAGGAGAGAGAGAAGGAGAAGCUUCUGAAGAAAAAGCAAGAGGGUAAGCUUUUAACGGGUAAGCAAAAGGAAGAAGCACGUAGACUGGAGUCGAUGAGGAACCAGUUUCUUGCUAAGGGCAGUCUUCUACCUAUGUCUGACACUGGUACCACGACGACCACCAAAAGGCCAAAAUACCAAAACAAGAAGGGAAAAUCUGGUCCCUCUCAGGCAAAUGGUGGGGCCUCUGUGAAGCCCGCUGAAGCAGUAGAGGCAAAUGAUAGCCAACAUGACAUUGUACCUGAGGUCGAGCCAUCAGAAGUUGAAAAGGUCGAAGAGGAGUCCACAGCAGUGGAUGCCAAUGAGAAGAUGGAAGUCGAGCAGCAGGAGGUUGAGGAGAACGGAGUUGAAGAAGAAGACGACGAUGAUGAUGAGUGGGACGCAAAAAGCUGGGAUAAUGCCGAUCUUUCGCUGCCUGUUAAAAGUGCUUUUGCUGAGGAAGAUGCUGAACCUGUGGUGAAGAAAGACAUCAAGCGUGUGACACAACCGGCUUCCGUCAAUUCAGAAGUGCCUUCUCCUGCACAGCCGAAUCCCGCCAUAACUGCUAAAAAGGCUGCUGCUCCUGAAUCAUUUAAAAGCCAUGAAAUCGAAAGUAAAGAUGAUGAACCCCAAGUUGAAGUUUAUGACAAGAGGAAGAUAAAAGAAGCUGCAAAGAAAAGGGAGGCUCGAACAGCGGAGGCUCUCUCACAGAGGAGUGCUGAUAACCUCCGUUCUCCAAUCUGUUGCAUUCUCGGUCAUGUCGAUACUGGUAAGACCAAGCUGCUUGAUUGCAUCCGGGGCACUAAUGUUCAGGAGGGCGAGGCCGGAGGUAUUACACAGCAGAUUGGCGCAACCUAUUUUCCUGCUGAAAAUCUACGGGACAGGACCAAGGAGCUUAAAGCUGAUGCAAAGUUGCGGGUCCCAGGUCUGCUGGUGAUUGAUACUCCGGGGCAUGAAUCGUUCACAAAUUUACGGUCACGAGGUUCGGGUUUAUGCGACAUUGCGAUUUUAGUUGUCGACAUAAUGCACGGCCUAGAGCAACAGACUAUUGAAUCACUCAACCUUUUGAAGAUGCGGAAUACUGAAUUCAUUGUUGCCUUGAACAAGGUUGACAGAUUAUAUGGAUGGAAGACGUGCCCAAAUGCACCUAUCGUGAAGGCUAUGAAGCAACAGUCUAAUGACGUACAAAAUGAGUUCAAAAGGAGGGUGACUGAGGUUAUCACGCAGUUGAAGGAGCAGGGCCUGAAUACUGAGCUGUACUACAAAAAUAAAGAAAUGGGGGAAACAUUCAGUAUUGUCCCAACAAGUGCAGUAAGUGGUGAAGGCAUCCCCGAUCUUCUGUUGUUAUUGGUGCAAUGGACACAGAAAACCAUGGAGCAAAAGCUUAUGUUUGUCAAUGAAGUACAGUGCACAGUCUUGGAGGUCAAGGUUAUUGAAGGCCUUGGAACCACCAUUGAUGUUGUGUUAGUCAAUGGUGUGCUUCAUGAAGGAGAUCAGAUAGUUGUUUGUGGCAUGCAGGGGCCUAUUGUUACCACAAUCCGAGCUUUACUGACACCUCAUCCAAUGAAGGAACUUCGAGUAAAGGGAUCUUACCAGCACCAUAAAGAGCUUAAAGCUGCGCAGGGUAUCAAGAUUACUGCACAGGGCCUCGAACAUGCCAUUGCAGGCACUGGGCUAUACGUGGUAGGGUCUGAGGAUGAUUUGGAAGACAUCAAGGAAGCAUCAAUGCAAGAUAUGAAGACGGUUAUGAGCAGGAUUGACAAGAGUGGGGAGGGUGUAUGCGUGCAAGCCUCUACCCUUGGUUCAUUGGAAGCGUUGUUAGAGUUCUUGAAGAGCCCAGCAGUGAACAUCCCAGUCAGCGGUAUAAGCAUCGGUCCUGUACACAAGAGGGAUGUUAUGAGGGCUAGUGUUAUGCUUGAGAGGAAGAAGGAAUAUGCCACCAUCCUAGCAUUUGAUGUCAAAGUAACACCUGAGGCUCGGGAGCUUGCAGAUGAGACUGGUGUGAAGAUAUUCAUUGCUGAUAUUAUCUAUCACUUGUUCGAUCAGUUCAAGGCUUAUAUUGACAAUCUUAAGGAAGAAAAGAAGAAGGAAGCUGCAGAAGAUGCAGUCUUCCCUUGUGUUCUAAAGAUUAUGCCGAACUGCAUUUUCAACAAAAAAGAUCCAAUCGUCUUGGGUGUUGAUGUCCUUGAAGGGAUUGCAAAGGUCGGCACUCCAAUCUGUAUUCCUUCGAGGGAUUUUAUUGAUAUUGGACGAAUAGCUUCCAUUGAGAUUAACCACAAACAAGUUGAUAUAGCAAAGAAAGGCCAAAAGGUGGCCAUAAAGAUUGCUAGCACCAACGCUGAAGAACAACAGAAGAUGUAUGGCAGGCAUUUUGAGAUUGAUGAUGAGCUUGUUAGCCACAUCUCGAGGAAAUCUAUCGACACACUUAAAUCAAAUUAUCGGGACGACUUAUCUAUUGAAGAGUGGAAGCUGGUAGUGAAACUGAAGACUCUCUUCAAGAUACAGUAAGCUAGAAAAGAAAAAAAGAAAAAAGAAAAAGCAAGAAAAGGAAAGGAAAAAAAGCAGAAAACAGAGUGAAGAAUAAUUACAAUCCUUGUUCAGCUGUGGUGAUGAUAAUGAAAAUGUGGUGAGGCGUUUUGCACGAGUUACAGCUUUAGACUAUGCCAGAUUCUGAUGUAACGUGUUGAAAUUUUGGUUGGCGAGGGAAGAUUUUUUCUUUUUCUCUCUGAGAAAUGUGGGAGGGAUCACCAGAAACAACAGCCUUGAUAGAGAGCCAAUCUGUUCAGUCACCAACAGAAGGUUUCUUCAUUUCCGUUUUAUUUUUAUUUUUAUUUCAUGUAUGUUAUUGCCUUUUGGUCUGAAAAUAAACUAUUUCUUUAGAAUUA
Molecule: messenger RNA, 4666 nt
Organism: Magnolia sinica
Lineage: Eukaryota; Viridiplantae; Streptophyta; Magnoliopsida; Magnoliales; Magnoliaceae
Product: eukaryotic translation initiation factor 5B-like
Exons: 11
Coding region: 234-4289 (1351 amino acids)
Molecular function (GO): GTPase activity; translation initiation factor activity; GTP binding
Source: RefSeq, a predicted model, not a curated record